This is a messenger RNA of Lactuca virosa, 789 nucleotides long. The record is from the annotation of a GenBank genome assembly. NCBI's taxonomy places the organism in Eukaryota, Viridiplantae, Streptophyta, Magnoliopsida, Asterales, Asteraceae.
AUGAAAUCCAUAAUUUCAAUAGUGUUUCUUCUUCAAACAAUCAUCAACGCUGUAAAUCUCACCACAGCUCAAUUCCCUGAAGAGCCUGUCUUCAGAUGCAGAAACACAGGCAACUACACACCAAGUUCUGAUUAUAGCAGAAACCUCAAAGCCGCAUUGGAUGCCGUUGGCAAGGUGAAAAAAUAUAGUGGCGGAUCUUUCAGUUCAUCCAUUGGCACGAAGGAAGCAGCCUAUGCUGUCGCCCUUUGCUCCAGUGUUGCUAUCAAAUGGGGUGGAAACUGUAAUGACUGUAUAACGAGGUUGACUACUUCACUUCAAGCCAAAUGCCCAAAUCAAAAGGAAGGUGUGAUGUGGGGUUCAGAUUGUAUGAUACGUUACUCAGAUCGAAAAAUAAUUGGAGUCAAAGAUGAUUGGGUUUGGAUCCUUUCACCAGGGGGAAGCAGCCGUACCGAUAAAAAAGCUGCAUUUGGGACGAUAACUUUUCCGCCUAAUAAUUCAACUAUAUAUGGGGCUAUGCAGUGUACUUCUGAUUUAUCCAAGGAGCUUUGCACUAAAUGUUUACAAAACGACAUGUGCAGAUCUCAGUCAAUCGACUUCAUUUGCACCACAACUGUGUUUUGUUUCUCUGUCGAUCUCUCAACGAAGAAUUACCCCUCCGGCGACUCUCCUUUACCGUCGACGAGCUGUCCUUCACCACCAUCGGCAUCUACAUCUCCUUCCAGUGACCUUAUUCCGAUGUACAUCGUCGGCCCUUCACCACCACUCAUAUCACCGGUGAUUUUGAGAUGA